ACCCUGGAGCCGGGUGGCGAGGCCGGCGCCCGCCUGGGCCGCACGCACGUCCUGCUGCACCAUUGCCCGCCCUUCCGCCUGCUGACCUCGCAAAAGGACGUCUUCCUGGUGCCCACUGCCUCCACCUGUCCUGGUGCGUCCCACAUCCUGCUCACUUGGAGCCCGAGCAAGGGCAAGGUGAUGGUGGCUGCCCCGUGUCUCGGCCUCUCCUACAGUAAAAACCUGAACCCCAAGCAAGGGGACACCUGGGACUUCCGAACCCUAAUCCGAAGCCUUCCUGGGUUGCUGUCCCCCAGAGAGCCAUUGGCUGCCCAUACCUGGGCCCCAACUCCCCAGGGCCUGCUGUUACUGGACUCCAGGGGCACCGUGAGCUUAGUGCAGGCCCAAGGUAGCAUCCGAACCCUGGGUGCCCUGCAGGAGGCCCCUGCAGGUCCGGAGGGCUCUGCAGCCCUGGGAACAUUCCAGGGCACACUAGCCUGUGUGCUGGGCUCCACCUUGGAACUUCUGGACUUGGGCACCGGGCGGCUGCUGGAGCGAAAGGUUCUCAGUACAGACAUUGUCCAUUUGCUGGAACCCCCAGCCCUUGGCAUGAAGGACGAGGAAGAUCUAGAGUCCCAAGGGGGCCUUCGUUUGCUUUCAGCCUUGGGUCUGUUUCGUGUGGGCUGGGAAGCGCCCCAAUCCCUUGAGCUGCCUACAGCCACGGACUUGGUGUUUGAGGAGGCCUGUGGGUACUACCAGCGGCGAAGCCUGCGGGGUGCCCAGCUCACUCCAGAGGAACUGAGGCACAACAGUAUGUUCCAGGCACCUCAGGCCCUGGCCUCUGUCCUCCAGGGCCACCUGCCCCCGUCUGCACUGUUGACUCUGCUGAGGGCCGAGCUGCGGGAUUAUCGGGGCCUAGAGCAGCUCAAGGCCCAGUUGGUAGCUGGAGAGGAGGAGGAGUCUGUCUGGACAGAGCUGGCCCAGCAGGAGGUGGCACGCCUGCUGAGCACCGAGGUGACAGGGGAGCAGCUGGCCCAGCUCAACACUGUUUUCCAGGCCCUUCCUUCAGCAGCCUGGGGUGCCACCCUUCAUGCCCUGCAGCUGCAGCAAGAUGGGAACGGCAUGCUGAGCUCCCAGGCGCCCCCUGAUGUGUGGAAAAAGGUGCUAGGAGGUACAGCAGCUGGAAAAGAGCCCCCCAAUGGGAUACUGUUGCCCUUUGAACUCCUGUGCCAGUGCCUGUGCCGGCUGGAGCCUCAGUGGCUUCCCCACUUCGUGGAGCUGGCCCAGCAGCAGGGUGGGCCAGGCUGGGGGGCUGGAGGCCCAGGGCCACCCCUGUACCGAAGAGCUCUGGCUGUGCUAGGUGAGGAAGGGACCAGGCCCGAGGCACUAGAGAUUGAACUGCUUUUGGGUAGCAGGCGGCCCAAGGCUGUGCUGCAAGCUGUGGGGCAGCUGGUACAGAAGGAACAGUGGGAGCGGGCUCUGGAGGCUGGCUUGGCCGUGGGGCCCUCCAGUCCCCUGCUUCAAAGUGAGAUCUUCAAACUGCUACUGGUGGAGUUUGCCCGGCACCGCCAGCUCGAUGCUCACCUCCCCCUUCUCUGUCGCCUGUGCCCACCAGACCUGGCUCCUGAAGAGCUCCUGCUUCUCCUGAGGACACACCUCCCAGAUGAGGGGGGACCGCUCACCCCAUUCCCUGAGCCUGGGGCAGAGCCGCCUCUCACAGUGGGCUUGCUCAGAACCCUACUGAAGCAGACUGGGGCUCGAGGACGGCUUUCAGGCCCCACCCUCAGCCGGUAUGAGGACAGCCUGUGGGACCCAGGCACGCCACCCCCCACCCCACCUCGGGGCCCUGUGUCUACCCUGCAGGCGUCAGACCAGCCAGGCCUGGAGGCUGGCACCAUCCAGACAGGGCCUGUGUGAUGGACUUGAGAAGUCCUUUGUAGGACCUGGUGAUCGGGGAAGGGUGCCUAGGAGUUGGAUGGGGUCAGAGUGGGACCUGUGUGUGCACUACCCUUCUCCUGGAACAAUUUUUGAAAUAUAUAUAAAUGUCAAAUAUAUGCACACCACUUUUGUGGUAUUGAACAGUUGAGAGUCUCAGCGGGCUGUGAAGUUUAGAGUUGGUGGUUGAAUCUGGAUCUUUUGGUUAAAACAGCCACUUCUAAUCGUAAAAUUAACAUUUAUGAACAUCUGAUACAUGCUGGUCGGCCUUGCUGUCCCCAGGUAAGAACUGUGAUGGGCCCUGAGCUGGUGCCUGUCCUCCAGGGUUCCUAGAGCAGCCCCUAGUUUCAAGGAAGAUUUGCCAGACAGGCGAGCUAACUUCAGAACCCUCUUAGCUUU
Molecule: messenger RNA, 2313 nt
Organism: Fukomys damarensis (Damara mole-rat)
Lineage: Eukaryota; Metazoa; Chordata; Mammalia; Rodentia; Bathyergidae
Gene: Hps6
Product: HPS6 biogenesis of lysosomal organelles complex 2 subunit 3
Exons: 1
Biological process (GO): organelle organization; protein localization to membrane; lysosome localization
Cellular component (GO): BLOC-2 complex; lysosomal membrane
Source: RefSeq, a predicted model, not a curated record